AUGGAAAAUAUUCAGGUUAAACAAGAAAUCAUUCAACAGUUCAACACAUAUGCGGAUCGGAUUAAAGUUUCACAUCCACUUUCUGUGAUUGAUCUCAGUAGUAGCGACUCCGAUUCCGACUCUUCGGAUUCGGAUUCCGACACUGGCGGUGAUGUUAACGGGAAGAGGUCUAGGGUUUCGAGUGGUGGUGAAGGACAUGUGUCGAAGAAGAAGAAAUUGGAGGAACUAGGUGUGGUUUUACCGGUUGGGUUUCUUGAUCCUUUGCCGCCGAAAGAUACGCCUCUGGCGUUGCCGCCACCGCAGGCGUUGCCUCCAUCGACGGCCAAUGGGAAUGCGAGUGCGGUUGUGGAUGCUCAGAAUGUUAAGCAGUUCUGGAAGGCCGGUGAUUAUGUGGGAGCUCCUGGUGGAGAUUGGAAUAUGUCAUCGGGUGGCAUGGAUCAUGUCAGGGUUCAUCCCAAGUUCCUACAUUCCAAUGCAACGAGUCAUAAAUGGGUUCUUGGCGCUUUUGCGGAGCUUUUGGACAAUUCUUUGGAUGAGGUCUGCAAUGGAGCUACGUAUGUCAAUGUUGAUAUGGUAAGAAAUAAGAAAGAUGGGAGCAGAAUGUUGUUGAUUGAAGAUAAUGGUGGUGGGAUGGAUCCGGAUAAAAUGCGGCAUUGUAUGUCGCUUGGGUACUCUGUAAAAAGCAAAGUAGCAGAUACUAUUGGACAGUAUGGAAAUGGUUUUAAGACGAGUACCAUGAGGUUAGGAGCUGAUGUUAUCGUGUUCUCACGGUGUUGUGGGAAAGAUGGGAAAAGGCCCACACAAAGCAUUGGGUUGUUGUCCUACACAUUUUUGAGGAGCACAGGGAAGGAAGAUAUUGUAGUCCCUAUGCUCGACUAUGAAAGAGGAGGACAAGAAUGGAACAAGAUUAUACGAUCAUCUGCUGGUGAUUGGAAUGUAAAUGUCGAAACUAUCGUAAGAUGGUCUCCAUUUUCAAGUGAAGCAGAUCUCCUCCGGCAGUUCAAUCCUAUUAAAGACCAAGGUACCCAUGUAAUCGUUUACAAUCUUUGGGAAGAUGACCAAGGACUGUUGGAACUUGAUUUUGACGCUGAUCCACAUGACAUCCAAAUUAGAGGUGUCAACAGAGAUGAGAAGAAUAUACAAAUGGCAAAACAGUUCCCUAACUCUAUGCACUUCUUGACCUAUCGACAUUCACUCAGGAGUUAUGCAUCAAUUCUCUAUCUCAGAAUUCCUCCUGGCUUCCGUAUUAUACUUCGUGGGAAAGAUGUUCAGCACCAUAAUGUGGUGAAUGAUAUGAUGAUAACCCAGGAGGUUACGUAUCGUCCACAGCCUGGUGCGGAUGGGGUCACAAAAGAUUCAAAUAUGGUUGCUGUUGUUACUAUUGGGUUUGUGAAAGAUGCUAAAUUUCAUAUUGAUGUUCAAGGAUUCAAUGUUUAUCACAAAAACCGACUGAUUAAGCCGUUUUGGAGACUUUGGCAUGCUCCAGGAAGUGACGGUCGUGGAGUGAUAGGUGUGUUGGAAGCUAAUUUUGUUGAACCAGCUCAUGAUAAGCAAGGGUUUGAGCGUACCACAGUUCUUUCAAGGCUUGAGGCUCGAUUAGUACAAAUGCAGAAGACAUAUUGGUCCACAAACUGCCAUAAGAUUGGCUAUGCUCCACGGCGAAAUAAGAAAUUUAUGGAUGAUAAAGAGAGUUCUCCUGAUUAUGUACCUCUGACAUCAUCUCCAUCUAAAAAGAAGAGUAAUGCCGCUAGCAGCAAGACGCCAGUUUCAAAAUCAGACAAAUUCUAUUCACAGUCAAAUAAGCAGCAGGUAAGAAGAGAGCCAGAAAGACAUCCGAAAACAUUGGACAAGGGUCAUGGGAAAGGACAUCUGUAUGGUAAGGGGGACAAUAGAUGGAAGUCAUCUGGAAAAGGCGCCAGUUCUUCAGGAACAUCAUCACCUGCGGUGGAGGAUGUCAGUGAUGAUGGCGCUCAAACACCCAGAAAUGUGAGACAAACAAAUGGCAGUUCUCACAAGGCAUUACCCCAUAAGAAGCCAUUUGCGAAUGAUGGUUUGCAAACAGUUCGGUCACCUUCAUGUUUGGGAGAUGACGAAGCUGAGCAAGAUUAUUCAUCAGGUGGAAGAGCCCGACACAGACUUUCACAAUCAAAGGGAGAGGAUGUUGCCGGAAAUGAGUCUUCACCUUCAAAUUCCCAUACACAUGCUUUGGAGCAGUUAAGAAAAGAGAAUCACGAGUUAAGAGAAAGAUUAAAAAGGAACGAGGAAGAGAUUUUAGGUGAUCUGCUGCAGGAUUUACAGCUUGAGAGAGACAGAUGCAAAUCACUUGAAACUCAGCUCCAGGAGGCAACACAGAAGAUUGAAGAAUUGAACAAGGAACAAGAAAGUUUAGUAGACAUAUUUUCAGAGGAAAGGGAGCGUCGAGACAUAGAAGAGGAAAAUUUGAGGAAGAAGUUAAAGGAUGCAUCAACAACCAUCCAAGAGUUGCUUGACAAGGUGAGGCUGUUGGAGAAGAUUAGGUCUCCUAAUUGCAAAAUGGAGCGUUAGGUGUGCAACAUCAUUCUUGCGUUGAGAUUGUAAAUGGUUAGAAUUAAACCCUUUAUACUAGUCUUUGAGUACAAGAUUUUCACGAGUAUUUGGGCUUUGACUAAGCUGUAGAAGUUUUCUUAGUAGAGCAUCGUCCUUUGCAUGGUUUACUGACAAAGGCCUCUUGUACCCGACCUUCACCAAGAUGUUUCCUUGUAUUAAAAAGCUGAUGUAAAGUAAGAUUAUAGACAAUUCAAGGGACAUUGAAGGCUAUUUUGUGUCGGUGCCAAGUUUUGUUUGGGCCAUUCUAGUUUUUUGAUGUAAUUAUAGGUAUCCUUUUGUUCAAUGAUG
This is a messenger RNA of Ilex paraguariensis (yerba mate), 2874 nucleotides long. The record is from the annotation of a GenBank genome assembly. NCBI's taxonomy places the organism in Eukaryota, Viridiplantae, Streptophyta, Magnoliopsida, Aquifoliales, Aquifoliaceae.